Molecule: messenger RNA, 4810 nt
Organism: Podarcis raffonei (Aeolian wall lizard)
Lineage: Eukaryota; Metazoa; Chordata; Lepidosauria; Squamata; Lacertidae
Gene: VANGL2
Product: VANGL planar cell polarity protein 2
Exons: 9
Coding region: 864-2429 (521 amino acids)
Biological process (GO): multicellular organism development; Wnt signaling pathway, planar cell polarity pathway; establishment of planar polarity
Cellular component (GO): plasma membrane
Source: RefSeq, a predicted model, not a curated record
AGGCGCGCGCGGGCCUGGGAACAGCCGCGGAGCGUCCACAGGUUCGAAUCCUCUCCUGUUCACACGCCGGGAGACGCCGGAGAGGAGUGGAUCCGGAGCUUCCAGUGUGGGCGGUGCGGCUGUUUGCAACGACUUCUCUCCUUUUCCCAAGGCGAGGGACCGCAGGCUUGUUGAAUCCUUGUGCUCCCCUCUCCCCUUUCUAUCUUACACAUUUUCGAAUGGGAUUUCCUCCCCCUCUUCCUUUUUUGUAAUUGCAUGGAAAACGGAAGGAGACGCCCGAGAGAGAGAGAAAAUUGGAAUUUUGCAGGCAGUUUGGGUGGCUGGAGAGAAAGGGCCGGGAACGAACAAAAGCCGCCGAAGCAGGGAAGGAAAAGAAGCUGCUACGUCCGCCUUUGUCAUACGCAAGCCGGAGAGCAGCAGGAUCGGGGCCGCUGCUGACUGGAUGCAAUGCUCGCUUCCGGAAUCCCUGCAUCGCAGCCGUUGUAGAUGUUGAAAGCUGGGGCUCUCCCCACGGAGUGGGACGGGGCGGGGAGUCUGACCCCAGCUGCUGAGUGCUUUGAAGGCUCCAUGAUGCCCAGCCACUUGCAAGACUAAGUGGAUGGUGGGGGAAGGCACUGGACCAUCAACCGUGACUGCGCCUUGGUGUGCCACCAAGUUGGUGCCCCCUUUUUUUCUUCUAAGACGAGCCCAGCUAGCCAAUCAAAAUAGAGUCCCUCAAGGUGAAAGUUGACUUUCUGAAGGUGCCCCUUGGCCUGAAGAAGCCCACUCUGAAAGAGGCAGCGGCUGCCUUGGCGGCUGUCCCGGGGCCUGGAAGACCCAAGUCCAUCAACGUGGACCGCUACAAGGCGCGGCGCUCUGACAACAUGGACAACGAGUCUCAGUACUCCGGGUACUCCUACAAGUCCGGGCAUUCCCGCAGCUCCCGGAAGCACAGAGAUCGACGGGAGCGGCACCGUUCCAAGAGUCGAGAUGGGAGUCGAGGGGACAAGUCGGUGACCAUCCAGGCCCCUGGGGAGCCCCUGCUGGACAACGAGUCAACUCGAGGCGACGAAAGGGACGACAACUGGGGAGAGACCACCACGGUGGUGACGGGCACGUCUGAGCACAGCAUCUCCCACGAUGACAUCACGCGCAUCACCAAGGACAUGGAGGACAGCGCCCACCUGGACUGCUCCCGCCACCUGGGCGUCUCGCUGGGCGGGGCCCUGGCCCUCCUCUCCUUCCUCACGCCCUUGGCCUUCAUGCUGCUGCCCCAGCUGCUGUGGGGGGAGCGGCUGGAGCCGUGCGGGACGCCUUGCGAGGGGCUCUUCAUCUCGGUGGCCUUCAAGCUCCUCAUCCUCCUGCUGGGCAGCUGGGCCCUCUUCUUCCGCCGCCCCAAGGCCUUCUUCCCGCGGAUCUUCGUCUUCCGCGCUCUCCUCAUGGUGCUCGUCUUCCUCCUGGUCGUCUCCUACUGGCUCUUCUACGGCGUCCGGAUCUUGGACUCUCAUGACACCAACUACCAGGGCAUUGUCCAGUACGCCGUCUCCCUGGUGGAUGCCCUUCUCUUCGUCCACUACCUGGCCGUGGUUCUUCUCGAGCUGCGGCAGCUCCAGCCCCACUUCACCCUCAAGGUUGUCCGCUCCACCGACGGGGCGAGCCGGUUUUAUAACGUCGGCCACCUCAGCAUCCAGCGAGUUGCAGUGUGGAUCCUGGAGAACUACUACCACGAUUUCCCAGUCUACAACCCGGCCCUCCUCAACCUCCCAAAGUCCGUUCUCUCCAAGAAGAUGUCUGGCUUCAAGGUGUACUCCCUUGGCGAGGAAAACACAACCAACAACUCAACAAGCCAGUCGCGGGCUGUCAUUGCUGCAGCGGCCCGACGGAGGGACAACAGCCACAACGAGUAUUACUACGAGGAGGCUGAGCAUGAGCGCAGGGUGCGCAAGAGACGCGCAAGGCUGGUGGUAGCUGUGGAAGAAGCCUUCACUCAUAUCAAACGGCUCCAGGAGGAGGACCAGAAAAACCCGCGGGAGAUCAUGGACCCGCGAGAGGCGGCGCAGGCCAUCUUUGCCUCCAUGGCCCGGGCCAUGCAGAAGUACCUGAGGACCACGAAGCAGCAGCCGUACCACACGAUGGAGAGCAUCCUGCAGCACCUGGAGUUCUGCAUCACACACGACAUGACGCCUAAGGCCUUCCUCGAGCGAUACCUGACGGCUGGGCCCACCAUCCAGUACCAUAAGGACCGCUGGCUGGCUAAGCAGUGGACUCUCGUCAGCGAGGAGCCAGUGACCAACGGCUUGAAGGACGGCGUGGUCUUUGUCCUGAAGCGCCAGGACUUCAGUCUGGUGGUGAGCACGAAAAAGAUCCCCUUCUUCAAGCUCUCGGAGGAGUUUGUGGACCCCAAGUCGCACAAGUUUGUGAUGCGGCUUCAGUCAGAGACCUCCGUGUGAACUGAAUCUGGGGUUUAGGGGCUUGGAUGCCAGAGGAGCGAUUUGCGACGGGGAGCAGCCCUGGUGCACAACACCUGCUUCAUAGGAAUUUAGAGGAGAUUUCCAAGUUCGGGGUUUGGAAAGAGGUAUUUCCACCAAGUUUUCCUUCCUGGAGUUGGGAGUUUGCACCUACAACCUUACAUCUUCUGAUGCCGCCAUCGAUGGACUUUUCUUCACAAUGCCAGUGGAGGGGUGGGGUGGGUGGAUGUGCACCCUUUUUCUCGUACCUCCUUUUUCAUAUUUUUUUGGUAGCAAAACUCCGAGGAGCCCAGAAGGUGUGCAAGUGGAAAGAAUGGUAUCUUCCCCACCCUCCCCCGACCCCUGGCCUGGUCCCGAGUGAAGUGAUUGAAAUUUAUGGUGCCAAAUUUUAAGGGCUAAUUCCGUUCACUGUCUUCACCAGCAUCGCCAAACACGGUUGUGGGUCUGAGGAACCUUCUUGAAUGUUUGUUUGGUUUUUUUUUUUAAAAAAAAAAGAACACAAACCGACUCUAACCUCACAGUUCUGGCCUUGGAAAUAUCACCUGAUGCUGUUGUAGUGGUUGCCGUCCAUCUUCUCUCGUUCUCUGUGCUUGCACAAGACUUUUGCGGAGUCCCACAAAAGCAAAUGCCUGUGGAUGGUAGGCUUGUAUGGCUGCUAUUUUUUGUAAUCUUCCAUCAUUCCGUGGCACAUGCAAAAAAACCCGCCAAACCCCAACCCAGCCAGCUAUCCCGAAUUUUUGCAAGUCCGAUCUAAAAUCAUCCUGUUACAACUUCCUCUGGGGUCUUUCUCUGACUCAAGUUUUUAAACACACAAAGACACAUUUUGGGGGGAGAUGGGGUGAGGUUUUUAAAAUGGUGACUUUUUUUUUUAAGAUGCUGUUCUCUUUUAAAGGACAUCCUGUGUGUUGUAAAUAGUUGACUUCUCUAGGGUGACCCAAACUGUCUCCUGGCUGGGUCUUGUCUCCUUGACUCUUCCCUGUGGUUUUGACUCUUGGUUUGACUUGAAAGAAGGCUGUUACAUUCUGUAGGACUUGGGUAUAAGCUUAUAAACUGACCCCCCCCCCUUUCUGGAGUGUGAGAGGCUGCUUCUUUUGCAGAAGCCCCUUUGAAAUGAACGGCAGCCCCCACGAGCGGGUGGGGGGGCGUUCCUGUUCAUUUUGACAAGGCUUCUGCAGGGAAACUGCCCAGUGGAUCCUGCCCUCUUUGAAAACCACAGCAAAAUGUCGUGAAAUUCAGAGUUCUGGAGCAACCUUGCUCCCUCCACAUUGGGGUUUUCCCCCCAGAUCCUCACUAUUACGUUUUUUAAAAUUUUUUAUUUUAAAAAAGCAGGUUCUCCCCUUAAAAUAGCUGCACUGAAGAAAAUUAUCCAGUGAGAGAAAUGGGCAAUUUGCAGCUUUGCUCUUCAAGCAGGCCUGCUUUCUGUCUGUGUUGUGGGGUGGUUUGCCUCCAUUCCACCUUGAACAGCUUUGGUGGAGAGACAGAACAUCUGGGUGAAGCUGCUGUCUUAUCAUCCCAGAAAGGAGCCCCCUCCUCCCCUGUUAGUUUCCCCAGGCAACCAUCCACCCUGCCUUGAGCUUUCAUGCAGCUCCGCCAGCCGCCUCAAUGCCUUUUGGGAAAUCCAAGAACAAAGAUGUUGAUUGGCUGCCCCCGCCGCCAGAGCCUGAUGAGGUCACAGUGGGCCGUAACUCCCAUCGUCCUCUUUGUGCAUUAAAUGUUUAUUGUUCUGUCUGGCUAUUUCUUCUGGAAGAAAUUCCUCCCCCCUCCCACCUUUGCUACAAGGAAUAUACCUCAGGAGUUUUUCUGCCGAGGUUCUUUCCAUAGCUGCGCUGCAGUUUCAACUUACCUAGGGUUGUUUUUUAAAAAAUAAAAUUAAUUAUUAAAAGUAGGUGUCGGGUUGCUCUCAAACUAAUUGCAGUGUGAGAGGUGCUCAAGCCUUCUCUUUGUGGGUGGCUCUUCUUGAGGGGGUUUGGUAAGGAUGUUGGGGUGAGAAAUCUCAAAUGGCAUCUUUGGCCAGGCUCCUCCACUCCAGCCAUUUUAGACUACAACUCCCAUCAGCCUCAGCCCAUGCAGUUACGCUAGUUGUGGAUGAUGGGCUUUGUAGUCCAAAACAACUGGAGGGCCACAGCCUGGCUAGGGCUGUCAGAUUGUAUCACUGUGAUGUUUAAAUUUUAUUUCACUGUGAUUUUUUUUAAAUGUUUCAUUUUUAUAUAUAUAUAUAUUUUGAGCACGAUCCAGCCAGAAGGUGAAGCACUUUCUCAAUUAAUUCCCUUUGAUUACAGCAUCUCUCCUGUUGAAACCAAUGUGCAACGCUAUGGCUGGAUUCUGCCUUUUUAAAUUUUAAUUAUUAAAGGAGGACUUUGAAA